CGCGGAGUCAGGUGGAGCGGAUGUGAGGAGGCACCGCGCACCUCCGUCACCUCCAGUUAGUCCGGUUCUAAUCUCGGGGAGCAGCAGGAAGGCUAUAGGAGGAUAUAUCGCUGGAACCCGGGAGUGAGAUGUAACGUCAGGUGUGCGGGAGUGAAUUUCCAGGAGCUCAGCUGUGCGCGUUAAAGCACCGAGGAGCCGCCGGAGGAUUCAGAUGAGCUGAGAAGCGCUCCUGAGAGGAGUCGAGGGGAAAAGUCUGGACAGGACUCCCUGCUGAUCUGUGAGCGAUGCUGCCGCUCCUGCUCCUGCCACUUUACUGGUGGAACGUUGAUGGAGCUUCCUGGGGAUCUUCACACACAGCCACCCACAGGGAGGAUGCAUCUCGGCCUCACAUCUAUUACUGCCGCUCUCCGAGCAUGGAGACCUUCACUUGUUGGUGGCAUCCCCUUGACAAUGGUCCCCAAGGAGAUAACGACGUCACCUACAGCCUCGAGUACACCAUCGGUAAUCGGCCUCCGGUCGAGUGUCCUGAUUAUGUGACUGGAGGAGCGAACAGCUGUUACUUCGACACAGAGCACACCAUGAUUUGGGAGGUUUACUGCAUGAACGUGACGGCACAUAGCAGCAGAGGUUCCUUCACCUCUGAUGAGCACUGCCUGGACGUCGCUGAAAUCGUGGAAAUAGACCCGCCUUUUAACCUCACGUACACUCUGAUGAACAUAAGUGAGGAUGAAUCGGGACGAACUGCUCUGGUGUCCUGGCAGUACCCUAUAGCCCAGCAGGUCAACAUCGGGUGGAUCACACUCAUCUACGAGCUUCGCUUCAGAGCCAUGUCUGAACCAAGCGUCUGGAAGGUCAAGGAGCGUCUUCGUGAGCCUCAUUUUGAGCUGUUGGACCUGCCUGCGGGGAGCUAUGAAGUCCAGGUGCACUGUCGAUCAAAGAACAACAACCUGUGGAGCAAGUGGAGCUCACCACUUACCAUUGUUAUUCCUCCCAGAAACCUGCCGGGUACACCUCCCCCACGCUCACACAAACACAUGAACGGCAUAACGUAUACGACUGCAUGUCUGAGCCUGUCUGAUGGUUCAAACGAUCAGGAUUCGGCUGAACUAGCCAACGUCCACUACAUCAGCGUCUCCAGCAUUAUAGUCACGGUCAUGCUCAUCGUCGGGUUUGGGAUUGUUCCACAGAGCAAGAGGAUUAAAGCUUUUCUCCUGCCGCCAGUUCCUAAACCGUGCAUCAGAGGAAUCGACCCCAUGCUUCUGAAGAAAGGCAAGAUGGAGGAGAUUAAUCGUCACUUCUUUUCCCUAUACGGCUACAAAGCUCCUCGCUACUAUGCGGAGUCCCUGCUCCAGGUCAACAUAGACGAAAGUCUGUCAUUAGCUCCUCUGAGCCCCACACCCAGCAUCAAAGACGAGGAGCCCCCAAGCCCUCAGAGCUCCACGUCCCCCGAGCACCAGCAGCUUCUUCAAACCCCUGACAGUCCGUCCCCUUACUGCCAAAACCCACCCUGCAGUAACAAGGAGGUGUCAGUGGCACCCAAGAGCCCGAACAGUCACACGUGGGCGUGGCCAGCAAAAAGCCCCACGCCGCCCGAGCUGGUGUCCUUCCCAGGUAUGGACUACAGCAUGAUCCUCAACCCCGCUCCUGCGAGCACCAGCAUUCCACAGGACUUCUACACCUGCGUGCAGGGGGUCACCGAUGGCGAGAUGGUGCACCUGGUGCCCUGCGUGCCCAAACCGGUCAUCGGCUCUCCCUACUGCGAGCUGAAGAAGGAGUCGGAGGAGGACCCAGAGAAGAGCCGGCAGUUUUAAGCCUUCCUGGAGAUGCAGGUGAAGAGUGAAGAGCAGGAGGAGAAGGAGCAGAGCGAGUACACGCUGCCUUUUCUACCCCAACCCACAGACAGAAGCUAGGCGUCGUGCUAGCUGGCAUCGAUAUAUCCUUUAUGUAAACGCUCGCUGGGUCUGGUGAGCGAACGUAGAUACACUGAGCGCGCAGAAGUAAACCGAGUCUCGUCUUCACCUCGAGAACUAUUCAGCAGAAUUAGAUUUCUUGAUCAGGACACUAAAAACGUUCUCAACCAUAAAGGUCUUACCGUUGGACGUGGUUCUCCAAACUUGUGGUUUUUUAAAUGGGCAAUUUAAUUAAAGGCUAAGAAGAGCUAGCUUGUGAGAGGCCAGACGGUGUCAUUUUAAGACAACCCAAGAUUAAAACAGACCGUUUUACCUUUGAUAGCUGACACAGUUGGUCAGUAUUUGGCUUGGUGUUAACAUGGACACCGCAUGGCAUUACAGCCCUUUUGUAGCUGUAACGUCGCGUCCUACUGUCUAUUCGAGGUUCUGAGAUGCGAAGAGAUGUGAAGAAGGAAGCUUGGUCGUGUUACGUGUUAAAGCGCUUCGUGUUAGAGGAGGCGAGUUCUAGUCUGCUGACCAGCAGAGGUCACCAGAGUGCGCAGACUUCAAGCUACUGUACUAACUAGAAUUCCAAAGUACAGUGGAACCUCGAUUUAACGGACUAAAAGGGGGAGCACUGGUGUGUAAAAUACGAUUGUCUGAAAAAGUGAGGUUUUUUUACCACCAGGGGGUGCAAAAAUAUACGAACACACAGCACUAAGGUCCACAAACAUGCAUGAAUGGGGAGAAAUUAUAUUUAUCGCGUGUGGUGGAAGGGAUGUUUAUUAUUUGUCGUGAUGGUAUAGUGGGGACUCAGAGUAUCUAUUAUUCUGUCUGAAGCACUGCUGGUGGCUACUGGAGCAGUGCUGGUGCAGAACUAAGCAUAAAACACAGAGAAAAAGGCGAAAACAAAGCGAGACUCCUGACAAAAUAAAGCCAAACAAUCAUGUAAACAGGGAGAUGUGCACGGCUAGUGGGAAAUUACUGAAAUACUGGUCUCGAUGCGCUUCUCACGGGGAAUUUUAAACAAUCAGACAGGACAUUCGGUUCUCCAGGUUUUGUCCAUUAAAUCCGUUACAUGGAAGUCCAUUAAAUCAAGGUUCCACUGUACUUUCACUUUUUAGUGCUAAUGUGGCAUACUGAUUAGUACAGUACCAGGAAGUUUGUGACACUGUGACUGCUUCUGACAUGAAAUUUGUUAAACAUCGGCCUGCGAGUUAGUACCUGCGUCUGACAGCACGAUUCUUUUGCUGUAGUAACGUCACGUCGUGUUAAUACUCGCCACAUUCAAAAUAAUGGAAGCACUUAACUUAGCGGUGUGCUCGCUAAAAUUUAUCACCCAGAAAAUUCUUUUAAUAAAUGUAGUGAUGGUUUACAAUCAGUCAGAAGUCUGUAAUGGAUUAAAUGGAAUUUGGAAAGAUAUAAUUACAGCUAAAGCACUAACUGAACCACAAUUACCAACCAUUUCCAGUGGAAAAUUUGUCUCGUUCUGACCAGCUAGUUCCUGGUGUAAACUGGUCCUUUUACGUUGUCCUUAAAUAAACUUUACGCUAACUUAAGUUUCAUCAUGAUAAAUAAUAUUCAUCAGGAUGAAUAUUGAUAAUAUUGAUGAAGAUGAUUUCAAGUCCUGCGUCCUGCACAUGCGCCCAGUUUAGACAAAUGAAUCUGGGACAAAUAAAAGCACUUCAUGUAAAUUAUACUUUAAAUUAUAAAUUAUUAUUGUAUAUAUUUUGCUACAAGUUUUAUGCUGACAUGUCAUAUGCUGACGGACUCGUAUGCACACAUGCAAAGUACAGUCACGUACACACAGAAGGUUCAUGAGCUCUCAGUCAGGUUAAUGUGAACAAUUAGAAGAAUUUCUGCUUUAUCUUCUAAUAAAAUCUAACAAUAAAUACAUUCUGCCUAAAAUAAGAACCCAAACAGUCGUACUUCUCACUCCUUCAUUAUUUCAUUUAACAAACUGAGUAAUGAUCACAGGAACAGAGAGCUCCAGGCUUUAUAGAGCAGAGUUCACAUGAACAGCUGUUUCCUGAGAAAUGCAUAAUCAUUAUUAUUAAUUGGUGCAGCUUUUAAAGAAAUUCUAAUUAAAAUGAAUAUUUGGUUUAUGUGGCUUUUCAGGAACUAUGAAAGAUGUGAAACAAGUAUGUUUUUGUCUUUGUCAUUACAAAAAGCUCUCAGACGUGUUCUUAAAACUUCUGACGAUCACACACACACCAGAUUAUUAUGCUUAACACUUGAAGAAUGUAAAGAUCAACAAUACAAUUCCUGCCUGCUUAAACACAGGAAACGAGCGUGAACCGAGCACCGCAGAGCCUCGCCAUGAUCGAUCAGGCUUUGUUCCUCCUGCUCCUCUUUCCUUUCUGCCAAAUGACAGCGGAAGCUGCUGUUAAUGACUUGCCUUACGAAGCUUGAGGAUCUUAGAACUAUUAACGUACUGAUCACUGCUCACUACUGCAACCGAACCAGAACAAACCCGGCCAGCAUCAGCACACAGAAUGAAACACUGGAACGAGGAGAUCGCAACCCUGAAGACAAUCAGAAAGACAAUGUGAGAGAUGUGAAAGAUUUUAUGUAUGAAACGGGUCCCGGUAGAGACUGCAGGUCACAGAAGAACGUUUCAGAUCACUGUGAUGAUUCUCACAAACUUCUGAUAUUCCUCUGCAAAGCAAGAAUGUAUCACACAAACAUUUUACUGCCAGACGUUGCUGAGAUUAUUAUUAAUAUAAAUCAAUGUUUUUAUUUCUUUAGGUGGAGCAACAUUCAGUCUGGACAGUUUUAUCUUCUGUUUCCAUCAGUACCGGUCCAUUCUUCAUCCAUGUUUAAUGUUUAUAAAUCAGGAUUUCCUGUGGAACUGGUGAUGAACACAUUCUUGAUUUUGAGCCACAUAUGAAGAUGCACAAUAGGGCUGUAUAUUUUUAAUAUGAUAUCAUUUUGAAUACUGAAAUGUUCUAUAUGUGGAAGAAGAGCUUUAGAUGUUUUAUUUAAAGAAUAAUAUAAAUCAUAUUCAUAUAUACAUUUAAUAUUCAAAAUAUUAAAUCAAAUAAAUCAUAAAAAUAUAUAUUGUAAA
Molecule: messenger RNA, 4956 nt
Organism: Trichomycterus rosablanca
Lineage: Eukaryota; Metazoa; Chordata; Actinopteri; Siluriformes; Trichomycteridae
Product: prolactin receptor-like
Exons: 10
Coding region: 285-1811 (508 amino acids)
Molecular function (GO): protein binding
Source: RefSeq, a predicted model, not a curated record